Messenger RNA from Moneuplotes crassus, 1975 nucleotides. Lineage: Eukaryota; Ciliophora; Spirotrichea; Euplotida; Euplotidae. The record is from the annotation of a GenBank genome assembly.
ACUUGAGUAAUCCUUAAUGGUAAGUUCUUUAAGAGGAGUUCCUGCGUACUGAAUUUGGCUAGGGACAGGGCGGGCUUUGGCUGUGGAGUGGGAUGAGGGGGCUGAGGGUUGGGGAGUUUGGAAAUGAAGAUUUUUAGGGAAUUUUGAGGAAGAGAAAUUGGAUAUUGGUGGUGAUGAUACAGAUGUGCAGAAUUUGACUAUGUGUGCAGCUGACGUAUGAUUUCAUGGCAAAAGAAAGUAGCACCCAAAUUAGCAAUAAUGAAGGAGAGACUGGGGUUCCCAUAUUCACUCUCCCAGGAGGAACAAAUAAUCCUACCUUCAUCCCUCAAGGAGUCCUAAUGAAGCCAGGAAAAUAUCUUGAGCAUUCUGUUAAUUUUGAGUAUUCAAGUGGAUACUCAUUUGAACUUUGGGUGUAUUUCUACGAUAUUGAGAUCAACAGAAUUUAUCUGGGAAACAUUACUAACACUUCAGGAGGAACUGGAAGAAAAUAUAUUGGAAUUGCUCAGGGUUAUUGGGAUUCAGCAUUUAGGAUGGCUAGUUGUCUUGAAGGAAAUUGAAUAGAUUCACAAGGAGAAAUUAAGAUUGGCUGGAACAAGUUCGCAUUUUACAAAAAUUCAUCUGGCUUCUCCUCCUACCAAUAUAAUUCAAUAGAUGAGACUCUUUCUCCUGGACAAGAAUUUUCUGAUCUUGGUCUAACAAGUUCUAAAAAUGCUCUUGGAUGUUUUCAGAGAUGAGACAGCUCUCAAUUCAUAGUUAGUAGUCUGAGGUUCCGUGAUGAUACAAAUCUGGGAAUACUUGGCAACUCUUUCUCAUACAUGAAUCCAUUAGCAACAUGAGGAGAUGGCAUCGUUCAAAGAGAACAUCUUGAAGAAUGCGACGACUCACAUUCUACGUUACCUGGAUGCAAUGAAGCAUGACUCCUUGAGUCAGGUUAUAGCUGCGGCAAAGAUCCCUAUCAAUGAUUCCCUGCUCAAUGUGGAGAUGGGUAUUAUGCUACAGGCGAGCAAUGAGACGAUCAGAACAGUUCCAGUGGAGAUGGCUGAAGCAACACAUGACAACUCGAAGCUGGGUUUGCUUGAACUGGGAUUGAAAAUACCACUUGAACUCCUAUUUGUGGAGACGGCAUUAAGAUUUCAGCUCUCAAAGAAUGCGAAGAUGGAAACACAGAUGACAAUGAUGGCUGUAGCUCAGAUUGAAAACCAGAAACUGAUUACGUUUGUGGAGGAUGGACUUCGAUUUCAAACCCAGACACUUGCAAUACAGUGUGAGGCAAUGGAGUACAAAAUCCUCGAUUUGUAUCACCUCUCAAAUGAGAUGAUGGAAACACUGCCAAUGGAGACGGCUGAGAUGAAAACUGCAAUGUUGAGGGAGGAUAUACUUGCACAUCAAAUGGAGCAAGUGUGUGAACUCCUCUAUGAGGUAGUGGAGUCGUGAUUAAUCCAAAGGAAUGAGAUGAUAGUAAUACCAAUAGCAAUGACGGAUGCAGCUCAGAAUGAAAAGUGGAGGAAGGAUAUUAUUGUAAAAACUCUAAAAAAGAUCCAAGCUUUUGAAACAAGUGAAAAUUUAACCAAGAAUUUGAAGACAGCAGUAUAAUUUCAAGAUGUGGGGAUCAGUCAAAUCUAGAGUCAACAUCAAUGUCAGAAGGAGUUUCCACUAGUGCUCAAAUAGCGACUGGCAUAAGCAUGGGAGCUGUCAUAGGAGUAUCUAUUCUAAAUAUGUCUUCUCUCACAGGAAUCUGGUCCCUUGUUAACCAAUUCCAGCUAUUUCUCUUACUAAUCCUCACUAGAACUCCUCUACCAGGAGAAAUAAACUACAUAAUUGCUGGAAAUGACCUUAUGUCCUUUGACAUGUCUUUCUUACCAGUGGCUAAGCUCCCUUAUAUCUGAGUUUGAAGAUUGGGUCAUGCAGGAGCAAGAUGACGUGUACCUUCACCGCAUUGGGAUUGAAUCCAAGACUAGUAUUUAUACCAACCUAA